Messenger RNA from Rotaria sp. Silwood2, 1290 nucleotides. The record is from the annotation of a GenBank genome assembly. Lineage: Eukaryota; Metazoa; Rotifera; Eurotatoria; Philodinida; Philodinidae.
AUGAAUAGAAAUAGAUUUGAAAAUAUUUUUUUAUCAUUUACUUUAAAACUUUAUUUAGGUAGAAAUUCUUUAACUGAUCUGCUCAAGAAUCAAAUUUCAUCACUGUUUAUCAAUUUGAGUGAUGAAAACUAUUUGUCUGGAGUAGGAUAUAUGUGUUCAAUUAUAUUAGUAGGAAUUUUCGAUACAUGUACUAAUUUACAAUGCUUAAAAAUCAAUCCAUCUUCAUCUUUUCUUAAUGCUUUAAUUAUUUAUAUGAUAGAUAGAACUAUUUGUUCAACAUUAUUAGAAUUACAUGUCACUGUGAGAGAUAUGAAUGACUGUUUUUGUAUACUUGAUGGACGUUUUGAUCAACUUCGUAUACUUUAUGUUACUUGUUAUGGUGCUCUGCGCGGAUUUUUGCAAACUGAACAUAAGCAAAAACUACCAAACUUACGGAUUUUCUCUUUAUGCUGCGAGAAGGAAAUACAUAGUUAUGAUGAAUCAAUUGUGCCACUUCUACAUCGAAUGUUAAAUUUAGAAGAACUUGAUUUAAAUAUUACAGUUAAUUGUUAUGAAAAAUUUAUUGAUGGUGAUACAUUGAAGAGAGAUAUUAUUGUUUAUAUGCUACAAUUAUAUAAAUUCACAUUUAAUAUAUGUUCAAUCAUUAAUCAUCGUAAUCAAACUAAUUUUCCAUUAAAUGAACAUAUUAAGAAUACAUUUAAAAAUAUUUCUAAUAAUCAAAUAAUUACUUCUAUUGAUCAUUUUCAAGAAAAAAGAUAUAGUCAAUGUCAUAUUUAUUCAUAUCCAUAUAAAUGGAAAAUUUACAAUAACCUAACAAAUAAUUUUCGAGGUGGAUUAUUUACCAGUGUUACUCAAGUAUCAUUAUAUGAUGAACAUCCAUUUGAAUAUGAACUUUUUCUUCGAAUUCAAAUAUCAUUUCCAUUUAUGAAAGAAUUAACAAUAAAAAAUCAAAAAGCACAAAAAUAUAAACAAUUUAUAAAAUCAAACAACAAUAAUCAAAUAUUACCAAUUAUUGAAUAUUUCAAUCUUACUCGACUUGAUCUUAAUAAAACUCAUGAUGAUUAUCUCGAACUAUUUUUAUUUGAUAUGAAUAUGUCUUUGCCAAUUAAUCUUCAUCUUUUGGUCAAUUAUGAAUCACUCGAAAGAGUGACAUACUAUUUUACAAGAUAUAUAACACGAAAUAAUUGUACAAAACUUGCUGCUCUAUAUUGUAAUCCAGUGAAUCAAAUCGAUGAACAUAUCAAAAACUAUUUUCCUUAUACAUGUAUACGUCGUACUUAUGACUAUUAG